Molecule: messenger RNA, 1671 nt
Organism: Marasmius oreades (fairy-ring Marasmius)
Lineage: Eukaryota; Fungi; Basidiomycota; Agaricomycetes; Agaricales; Marasmiaceae
Exons: 8
Coding region: 8-1555 (515 amino acids)
Biological process (GO): pentose-phosphate shunt, oxidative branch; glucose metabolic process
Cellular component (GO): cytosol
Molecular function (GO): NADP binding; glucose-6-phosphate dehydrogenase activity
Source: RefSeq, a predicted model, not a curated record
AACUACCAUGACUAGAGAUCGCUCCGCCUCUGGAACUAUUCCCUCGAUGGAGAGCACCCACGAGGUUCUGAAAGAUAAUACAAUCAUCAUCGUCUUUGGUGCUUCUGGAGACCUAGCGAAGAAAAAGACGUUCCCUGCUCUCUUUACUCUCCUCCGACAAGACUUCCUCCCUCGCGAUGUCAAGAUCGUGGGCUAUGCGCGCACGAAAAUGGACAAGGAAGAGUUCCACAAGAGGAUCACAUCGUAUAUCAAGAAUCCCAACGAUGAUCCUGAAAUUGCCGCCAAGAUUGAGAAGUUCAAAAGCAUCUCCACCUACGUUCCAGGAGACUAUGACGAUGGCGCUGCCUUCGAUAACCUCAACCAAUAUCUGGAGGAAAUCGAGUCAAGUUACCAAUCUAAGGAGCGCCAUCGACUCUUCUACCUCGCUCUUCCUCCCAGUGUUUUCAUUCCAGUUUGCAAAAAUGUCAAAGAACACUGUUAUAUCAAGAAGAAUGGUAUCAAUCGAAUAAUCAUAGAGAAGCCUUUCGGAAAGGACCUCGAAUCCGCUCGUGAACUUUUAGGCACCGUUAAGAAGUACUGGUCGGAAGACGAAACUUUCCGGAUCGAUCACUACCUCGGUAAAGAGAUGGUGAAAAACCUGCUCGUCCUUCGCUUUGCCAACAUCGCCUUGAGCGCUGCAUGGGACAAGAACUCCGUCAGCAAUGUGCAGAUUACUUUCAAGGAGCCAUUUGGCACUGAAGGACGAGGCGGAUACUUUGACGAGUUUGGUAUCAUUCGUGACGUCCUGCAGAACCAUCUACUUCAGGUAUUGAGUGUCCUUGCCAUGGAGCGGCCGGUAUCAUUCUCUGCGGAAGAUAUCCGUGACGAGAAGGUCAAGGUCCUGCGUGCCAUCCCUCCAAUUGAACCGAAGGAUACGUUAUUGGGACAAUAUGUUUCCGCGAACGGCAAACCCGGGUAUCUCGAUGAUGACACGGUUCCCCGGAAUUCUGUUUGCCCUACGUAUGCAGCCACCACUCUCUGGAUUCACAACCCGCGAUGGGAGGGAGUUCCAUUCAUUCUCAAGGCAGGAAAAGCUCUCAAUGAGGCGAAGGUUGAAGUUCGAAUUCAAUUCAAGGAAGUUACUCAGGGCAUCUUCAGUGAUAUUUCCCGUAACGAGCUCGUCAUUCGUAUACAACCCUCCGAGGCCGUCUAUCUCAAAAUCAACGCGAAAACACCCGGGCUGCAGACCCGAGCAAUGCCCACUGAGAUGGAUUUGACCUACAAGAGGAGGUUCUUACAUGCAAAGAUCCCUGAGGCUUACGAAGCCCUUAUUCUCGAUGCGUUGAAUGGGGAUCAUUCCAACUUUGUCCGCCAUGACGAACUCGAUGUUGCGUGGAAGAUCUUCACGCCGAUUUUGCACUGGAUAGAUGGAUUGAACGGACAGAGACCUCGUCCUGUUCCUUAUCCUUACGGUUCUCGUGGACCUAAGGAGUUGGAAGCAUUCGUCGAAAAAUACGGUUUCAAACGUGCGAAUGCAGGAUACGUCUGGCCAAUCGCCAGCUUGGCAUCCCUGUGAGAUAACCGAAAAUUCGAAGUGGAAAAUGAAUCGUGAAUCGUAUUAUAUUGUUGUACUUAUCAUGCAAUAGAACUCGUAUCCAUGAAGACCUAGAACACUCCUCGAGCACUGUGCCC